Messenger RNA from Ambispora gerdemannii, 885 nucleotides. The record is from the annotation of a GenBank genome assembly. NCBI's taxonomy places the organism in Eukaryota, Fungi, Glomeromycota, Glomeromycetes, Archaeosporales, Ambisporaceae.
AUGUCUUCUCGAAUGACACGACCUAAUAACCAUUCUAGAAGCACGAAAAUUAAAGUUACAAGUGAAAUUAAUGGGAAGAAUUCUAUAAUUAAAGAAAAAACUUUUUCGUAUCGAAGGAAGAGAAGACAAGAUGACGAUGAUGGAGAUAACGAUGAUUAUAAUAAAAAUCAAAAGAAAUUAAAAUUAACAGGUGAUUCCGAAUCCAAAAUAACAAAAACAAAAUUCAUUAAAAAGAAUGAAUUAUGGUUUGAUGAUGUUAAAAAAGAAGACUUAGAUUUAGUAUCUGCUCAAAAAGAGUCUGCGAAGAAUAAAAAAGACAGCUACUGCGAUAAAAGCAAUCGCAUAAACAAAAUUGGUAAAUACAUUGCGAUGGACUGCGAGAUGGUUGGAGUUGGUCCUGAUGGGAUUGAAUCAGCACUCGCACGUGUUAGCAUUGUUAAUUUUCACGGGGUGGUUAUAUUGGAUAAAUACGUCCGCCCAAUUGAACGUGUUACAGAUUUCAGGACACCCAUUAGUGGAAUUACCCCAAAAUUACUUGUUAAUGCUCACGCUUUUAAAGAAGUUCAGAAAGAAGUCGCGGGAAUACUCAAAGAUCGUAUAAUUAUUGGACAUUCGAUUAAUUAUGAUUUUCAGGCAUUGCUGCUAGAUCAUCCGCAUAGAAUGAUACGUGAUACUUCUCUAUAUGCACCGUUAAGACAGCAUGCACGAGGCAAAACACCUUCCUUAAAAAAAUUAGCGCAAGAAGAACUUGGAUUGACAAUACAGGAAGGGGAACAUUCGUCAGUAGAGGAUGCACAAGUUUGUAUGUUGCUAUUUCGAAAACAUAAAAAGGAAUGGGAGAAAAAAUGGUUAACUAAAGUUACCAAAUCAAACAUAAUGAAAUAA